CCCUGUGUCUGGGCCCAUCCCGGUCCUUCCAGGUGCAACUACGGCUGGCAGGGACGGUUCUGUGACGAAUGUGUCCCCUACCCCGGCUGCGUGCAUGGCAGCUGCGUGGAGCCGUGGCAGUGCAACUGCGAGACCAACUGGGGUGGCCUGCUCUGCGACAAAGACCUGAACUACUGUGGCAGCCAUCACCCCUGCACCAAUGGGGGCACCUGCAUCAACGUGGAGCCCGACCAGUACCACUGCGCCUGCCCCGACGGCUACUCGGGCAAAAACUGCGAGCGGGCGGAGCAUGCCUGUGCCUCCAACCCGUGUGCCAAUGGGGGUUCCUGCCAUGAGGUGCCAUCUGGCUUUGAGUGCCACUGCCCGUCAGGUUGGAGCGGGCCUACCUGUGCCUUGGACAUCGAUGAGUGUGCCUCGAACCCGUGUGCAGCAGGCGGCACCUGUGUGGACCGUGUGAACGGCUUUGAGUGCAUCUGCCCCGAGCAAUGGGUGGGGGCCACCUGCCAACUGGACGCCAAUGAGUGUGAGGGGAAGCCUUGCCUUAACGCUUUGUCUUGCAAAAACCUGAUUGGCGGCUAUUACUGCAAUUGCAGCCCGGGCUGGAAGGGCGCCAACUGCCACAUCCAUAUCAGUGACUGCCAUGGCCAGUGCCAGCACGGUGGAACCUGCAAGGACCUGGCAGACGGCUACCAGUGUGUGUGUCCACGUGGCUUCGGGGGCCAGCACUGUGAGCUGCGAUGGGACGCCUGUGCUGGCAACCCCUGCCAGGGCGACGGCCUCUGUGAGGACCUGCCGGAUGGCGGCUUCCGCUGCCAUUGUCCCUCUGGCCUCUCGGGGCUCCUCUGUGAGGUGGCCGUGGACUUCUGUGAGCCUAGCCCCUGCCACAAUGGUGCUCGCUGCUACAGCCUGGACAGCGACUACUACUGUGCUUGCCCUGAAGAUUAUGGCGGCAAGAACUGCUCGGUGCCCAGGGAACCGUGCCCUGGAGGGGCCUGCAGAGUGGUAGACGGCUGCGGCCUGCAGGCUGGGGUGCCGUCCGGCGUGUGCGGCCCCCACGGGCACUGCAUUAGCCAGCCUGGGGGUGGCUUCUCCUGUGCCUGCGACAGUGGCUUCACGGGCAUCUACUGCCAUGAGAACAUUGACGACUGCCAGGGACAGCCCUGCCGCAACGGGGGCACGUGCAUCGACGGGGUGGACUCCUUCCGCUGCUUCUGCCCCAGUGGCUGGGAGGGCGAGCUCUGUGACACCAAUCCCAACGACUGCCUCCCGGACCCGUGCCACAACCGCGGGCGCUGCCAUGACCUGGUCAAUGACUUCUACUGCGCAUGCGACGACGGCUGGAAGGGCAAGACCUGCCACUCGCGUGAGUUCCAGUGUGACGCCUACACCUGCAGCAAUGGUGGCACCUGCUACGACAGCGGUGAUACCUUCAGCUGCGCCUGCCCACCGGGCUGGAAAGGCAGCACCUGCAACAUCGCCAGGAAUAGCAGCUGCCUCCCCAAUCCCUGUGUGAAUGGGGGCACAUGCGUGGGCAGCGGGGAUUCCUUCUCCUGCAUCUGCCGAGACGGCUGGGAGGGUCGCACCUGCACACACAACACCAAUGACUGCAACCCCUUGCCAUGCUACAAUGGUGGUAUCUGUGUGGACGGCGUCAACUGGUUCCGCUGCGAGUGUGCACCUGGCUUCGCAGGGCCUGACUGCCGAAUCAACAUCGACGAGUGCCAGUCCUCACCCUGCGCCUACGGGGCCACUUGUGUGGACGAGAUCAAUGGGUACCGCUGUAGCUGUCCGCCGGGCCGGGCUGGCCCCCGGUGCCAGGAAGUCAUCGGGUUUGGGAGGUCCUGCUGGUCCCGGGGUGCCCCGCUUCCCCACGGCAGCGCCUGGCUGGAAGACUGCAACAGCUGUCGCUGCCUGGAUGGCCGCCGGGACUGCAGCAAGGUGUGGUGCGGGUGGAAGCCAUGCCUCCUGACAGCUGAGCCCAAUGCACCGGGCACCCAGUGCCCACCAGGACAGCGGUGUCGGGAGAAGGCCCCAGGACAGUGCCUGCAGCCGCCCUGCGCUGCCUGGGGUGAGUGUGGACCUGAGGAGCUAGCCCUACCUAGCACGCCCUGCCUGCCCCGCUCCGGCCAUCUGGACAACAACUGUGCCCGCCUCACCUUACGCUUCAACCGCGAACAGGUGCCACAGGGCACCACUGUGGGUACCAUCUGCUCUGGCAUCCGCUCCCUGCCGGCUACAAGGGCAGUGGCCCGGGACCGCCUGCUGGUGCUGCUGUGCGACAGGUCCUCCUCGGGGCCCAGCGCGGUGGAAGUAGCCGUGUCCUUUAGCCCUGCGAGGGACCUGCCGGACAGCACCCUGAUCCAGAGCGCGGCCCAUGCCAUCGUGGCAGCUGUCACACAGCGCGGCAACAGCUCAGUGCUGCUGGCGGUCGCCGAGGUCAAGGUGGAAACCGUCGUGGUGGGCGGCCCCAGCACAGGCCUGCUGCUGCCCCUGCUGUGCGGCGCCUUCAGCGUGCUGUGGCUGGCCUGCGUGGUUGUGUGCGUGUGGUGGACGCGCAAGCGCAGGAAAGAGCGGGAGCGGAGCCGGCUGCCGCGGGAUGAGAGCGCCAACAACCAGUGGGCGCCGCUCAACCCCCUCAACCCCAUCCGCAACCCCAUCGCGCGGCCCGGCGCGGCCAAGGACGCGCUCUGCCCGCGCACGAACUUCGCGCCGCCGCCACGCGGAGCGGCCGAGGCCCUGCCGGGCCCUGCGGACGAGGAGGACGCGGAGGACCCCCUGGAGGUGGAGCGGUUCCUCCCGCGCACCAAAGACCCCGACGGCUCCCCGGGCCGGCCGGUGCGCUGGGCGCCGGGCCCCAAGGUGGACAACCGGGCGCUUAGCAGUGCCCGCGAGGCCCUGUAUGUGGGCAAGCAGUAGGCGGUGGCUGCGGGGCGGACCCGGGCCCUGCCGGACUGCGAGGGCCGGGGCUCUGUGCAUAGUUUCUUUAUUUUGUGUAAAAAAAAGGAAAAGAAAAAAAAAAGAAACAAAACAAAAAAACUCACUGGAACCAAAACCCAAACCCAAACCCAGAGGUUUAUUUUGUACGUGCCCGAACCCGUGUGUAAGUUAUUCGGAGCGGUGGGCGGGGCACCGGCGUUGGUUUACAGACGUG
This is a messenger RNA of Ochotona princeps (American pika), 3151 nucleotides long. Its product is annotated as protein jagged-2-like. Lineage: Eukaryota; Metazoa; Chordata; Mammalia; Lagomorpha; Ochotonidae. Gene Ontology annotation, biological process: heterophilic cell-cell adhesion; establishment or maintenance of epithelial cell apical/basal polarity; Notch signaling pathway. The transcript has 21 exons. The annotation marks the transcript as partial. The record is from RefSeq and is a predicted model, not a curated record. Gene Ontology annotation, cellular component: protein-containing complex; plasma membrane. Gene Ontology annotation, molecular function: Notch binding; calcium ion binding.